This is a messenger RNA of Tigriopus californicus, 3378 nucleotides long. RefSeq names its product F-box/WD repeat-containing protein 11-like. The record is from RefSeq and is a predicted model, not a curated record. The coding region runs from base 1839 to 3209 and encodes 456 amino acids. Gene Ontology annotation, molecular function: protein binding. The transcript is spliced from 3 exons. Lineage: Eukaryota; Metazoa; Arthropoda; Copepoda; Harpacticoida; Harpacticidae.
GCGCGUCCCUGGCCAAGUUUUCGCCAGCCUCAGCUUGGGCCAUUGAAUGUAAACCGAGAAUCAUAUGUUCUUGUUGUAGGAAGGGCUUCAAAACUGUGGUCAUACCUGACCAACCUGAAAAAGUCGCUUAUCCAUGACUCCUACGCUUGUUAUUCAAAGUUGAAACAAAGAUGGCUGAGAAGCUGGAUUUCGUGACUGAAUUAGCCGAACUUAACCUUUACAUAGUGAUUGAAAACAUCAUUCAGCAUGCGGGCUAUGAUGCCACGAUGAACAUGUUGUGUGUCUCAAAGACUUGGAACUCUAUCCUGUUGGAUAUUGGGCUCUGGAGACGACUACUAGAUCGGAGGAUGAUCAAUGAUGGCCAAUUCCGCAGAUUAUGCUCUCUGAAUGGGUGGCUAGAUAUUGUCCAAGAAGACAAUGUAGAAACCAAGACACUUGCCUACAUAUUUUUUGCCUCUACGGACCUAAAGGAGAUGCUGAAAUGUUCUAAACCAGAGAAUGUGCAGCAGAUCAAAACUUACGACUUCAUCAAUACCUUGUUGCUUCAUGGCAAAUAUCUCAUCUGUGGUAUGAUCAACGGGCGAAUCAAAGUCUGGUAUCUCAGCGAUGACACCCACGCAGUGGAAUCCACCAGUCCCAAACUUUUAGAAGGUCACACCAAGAGCGUCUUUGCUAUGAGUGCCCGAGACCACUUCCUGAUAUCAGCCAGUGGAGGACAAGACAAAACGAUCCGCAUUUGGGAUCUCGAGUCUUCUACCCAGAUACAUUCGGUUUUAUACGAGAAUGCCUUGAACUGUCAGAAAAUGGAGUUGACCAAAGAUCGCCUGGUUUUGUGGUACAUGUCCGAAGCGGUCAUCAAUCGCGCUUUCAGAGCCAGGGGCGAGUUAGUCAUGUGGAACGUGCCCAGUGUUUGGCAAGAUAUGACCUUAGACGAUAAUAUGCCAUUCAACGGUAAUGCCAGGCACGAGAGGGUCAAAAUCGGGGACGUUUCCGAAUUGUAUUCAGCCGUUGCCUACCCGACUUACGUAACUAUAUUUGAAAACACCACUCAUAACUUCAUGAAAGUCAGAGAGAUGCAUUUGGAGGAAGACCAUUGGGUCUACUUGAUGAAGGUCUCCAGGAACACACUUCUCACCGUGUACAGAAAGGGAGAGGAAAACGUCCAUGGGCUUUUGGACGAUAUCAUCCAGGUUUUCGAUAUCAAGGCCAAUCAAAAGGUGUACAACCUUCACUGGAAGUGGACCCUCUUCUCGCCCUUAAAAUCUGCGUUCAUGACGCCGUUUGGAAUCGUAGCCACCAACACAAGUGAACGAGCCUUCUUUUGGCACUGGGAAGACUUGCCCGAAAACUUCGAGAAGACCAGAAGUAUCGUGGACGUGGCACCAUCGAGACAAUCCAAUUUUGUCAUGCAAUGGCGACAUCGAAUCAAUGCCGCCAUGAAUGUCAGAGGAGUGGCUUUAGUGAACGAACAAAGGAGCCACAUUUAUCUACUGCAGCAUUGAGGUGUGAUCCGGCCGUUAAAGCGGACUCACCUUACGGUCAAACUUUGCUCACGAUAGGCCCUCACAUUAUGCUCUUUCUUGUUUAAACUUGUUUGAACAUUUCUUUCUUAAGCUCUGUUCAGUGUGUCAUUCUUUGAAUGAAGACGACACAAAAAGGCCCUUGGCCAUGCAUGCUAAAGCCCCAAAUUUUCUUUACGCAUCGUUUUUUUUCUCAUGGCUUCGACAUUUCCCCUUGAAGGUUGUGAUGUUAGAUCUGUCACAGAUUCUGUACCCUUAAUAGAAGUUGAGAAGAAAGUUAUUCUGCCAAACCUUCCAUAAAAGUCACCUUUUUAUAAUAUGGCCUUGGAUAUAUUGGUUGAGCUUUAUCAGCGCGGUUUGUUGGACAUAAUUGAGUCUUUGGUCUGUUUUGUUGGUUAUGAAGGGGUUUGUGAAAUGCUUAAGGUUUCGCCAAAUUGGCGGCAUAUCCUUCAUAGUUUAGGUUCUUGGCCCCGAUUUGUAGAUGUGCUCCUGAAAGAGAAUGCUCACCUCAAACAUUUAUGUCAAUUGAAUGGUUGGGAUCGAUACGCCCCUUCAUUGAGUCAAAGAGAUGAUGAUGAAUCCACCAAAGAAUGCGAGUUUAUCUUCCAAGGAUUGACUGACUUGGCGCAAAAGAUCAGAUCUUACAAUGAUUUUCUGUCGAGCUGCGAUAGCUCAACAAAGGCCAAUGAUCUUCGAGAGAGGUACUUCACAGGGGGGAUAGCGUCUUCCAUGAUUGUUCAUAAUGAUUUGACAAUUUGUGGGAUGAUCAAUGGACAGAUCAAGAUUUGGGACAUCCUCUCUUCCGAUCCAGUAGUAAGAAGUAAGCCGAUGAAGGUCAUCUGUGCUCAUAACGAUUCCGUGGUGUGUAUGGAUGGGCACAAGGAUGUUUUGGCUAGUGCUGCAAGAGAUUGUCGUUUUCGUUUGUGGGAUUUGGACACCGGAUCACCUUUAAGGGACAUCAAAUGUUUAGAUAGACUUGUGAAUCAAAUCUCACUGAAUCAAAAGCAUGUUCUCUGCUUGUAUUGGUUCGAGCUAGAUUACAUGCUCUUGUCACAGAUGGACACCAAAGUGGUAUUAUGGACCGUGGCCACUUGGGACAAGAUCGAUAAGACGGACGAGUAUCUCAUGGCAGAAAGUGAAACAACCGCAAUCCAAAUGUGCUACUUAAGGGAUGAGCGAGUUGUGUUUACGGAUGAUCAGCAACAUGUGAGUGUCCUGGAUGUAAUCGAAGACAAGAUCCAAAAGACGAUGGUGCUGGAUAUGGGGUCCAAAGACAUUGUGGCCAUGAAAUUUUUCCAUAAUAUUCUGUGUUAUAGAAGCUUAGACAAAGGGAUCAAAUGUUACGAUAUGCUAAAUCGGCAACAUCUUCCGGGCAAAGUUGAAGACAAUUUCAUCUACUCAGCUUGGGAGUUGAAUUCCUUUGGUCUGGUCAUUCAAACGCCCACCAAAGUGACGGUGUAUCUGUGGCAGGAUCUGUUUUUUGGCGAUGAAACAAACAAACCCGGAUCAUUGAUGUUAUUCCAAGAACAAGGAAGUCGAAGAAAACUUGUUUCAAUCAUUGCCCUUACGCCUUUACACAUCAUCUCUUUAGCAGAAGAGGCCCAAUUCUUUGUCACCUACGAUUGGCCCAAUUUCAGUCCGAUCACCUUGGAACGAACGAUUGAUGACGAGGAACUUAGUUUAUGUUAAAGUGGAUAUGUCGAAAGUCAGUUACAGAUGAUGACGACAGCUAUUGAGCAUUCCAAAUUCGAGUAGUCCGAGUUGUUCCCAAUAUCGUUUUUGCACCAUGCAUUUGUAAUCAAUUUCAUGGAGUGCUAAAUAAAUCAAAAUUUCUUAGUUGAAAGCUUGACAUUCAUGU